AUGCCGGCUGUAGCAGCGGUCUCUGCUCCGCAUCCCUCUUCCCUUGACCAGCCUGCCAGCAUCCUCCCUGGCGCCGCGUCUGAAGCUUCACAAGAAGUUUCCGCGCUACAGUCGUACGAAUUAGAGCCUUCUGCGCUGCAGCCUUCCGCGCCACACCCUUCCGCGCUGGACCCUUCCUUUUGCGAUUCCUCCCUGAACCCUUCCAUUCCGCCAGCAGCAGCAGCAGCAGCAGCAGCAACAGCAGCAGCAGCAGCAGCAGCAGCAGCAGAAGCAGAAGCAGGAGCAGGAGCAGCAGCAGCUGAAGCAACAACAACAGCAGCAGCAGAAGCGGGAGGCGCAGAACCAUCUAAUUCUCUAGCCGCAGGGAGCAGCGCUGAGAGCGCUGCAGGUGCGGUCGUGGCGGGAGAGGCAGCAGCCAUUGCGGAAGCACUCUACGGCGCAGAGGCAAGGGGGAACGGAUCAGGGGCGCAAGGCGCAGCGGGGCAGGAGUCGGGGGAGCAGGAGGGAGGGGGGGUGGGGGUGAAAGGGGCGCACGAGGCCGUGACCGGGGCACAAAGGGCAGCGGGAGCAGGGGGAGCGGGAGCAGAAGAGGCAGGGGGAGCAGGAGCGGGGGGGUCCGGGGGCGCGGGAGCAGGAGGCGCAGGGGGAGCGGGAGCAGAGGGGCCAGAGCAGCAGGUGGCGGAGGCGUGGCAGCGCGCGUUGGAUGAGGCGGAGGUGGAGAUCCGCAAGCAGGCCAUCGAAAACGAGUUCCUGCGCUCCCAGCUGCGCGUGCUCGAAUGGCAGAUGAGCAACGGAGCGCUAGCAAACUCCGCGCCUCCUGACGUGGACGGGCUGCUCUCCCCUUCCUCCGCGCGCCUUCUCCCUUCCGCUGCUACUGGCGCGGGGCUUAGCCCAGGUAUAUCUAGGGCAGGAACCAUCACAGGCGUAGCAGGCGCGGGCGCUUCUAGCGGCCCUCCAGGCGGUUUUAGCGGUGCUCUAGUAGGGAGUCCGCAGAUAGCGGGGAUAGGCAGUGCAGCAGCCGUGGGUACUGGUGGUAUUGCCCCUGCUGUAGUGGGUAUAGGUAGGGCUGAAGGGACAGUAGGGAGAGGGAGAGGCGAAGGGAUUAUGGCUGCUGCGGCAGCAGCUGUAGCACCAGGAAUGGCUGGUGGUAAUGGUGGUGGACUGGGGGGGCUGUUAGGAUCAGAUCAGGUGGUUUCUGGGGAAGGUGGGGCAGGGGGCGGGCUGACUGGGCACGUGCUGGACAGGGAGCGUGACAGCCUGGCGUUGACUCCGUUUGACCAGCAGUCGCUGACUGUGCACCCCUCCAACUCCACGUCAUCACGCCAGCUUGCUUCUCUGCAGCCCUUCACUAACGACCUGACUCGGUCAACGGGCGGGGCGGCAACGUCCGGCCCUAGUGGGUCGGCGGGCGGCGGAGAGAGGUCCGUGAAUGUGGGAGAGCUGAUGCAGCGGGUGGCAUCGUUGGAGGAGCAAGUACGAAGCAAGGACAAGCUUCUGGCUGCUGCCCAGGCACGGGAGGCACAGCUACAGGCAGAGAAGCGGUCGCUGGAGCGCAGGAUGUCAGAGCUGCGACUGGCGUUUGACGGGCAGCAGCAGAACCUGAUGGGGUCGGCACAGAAGGCUAUGGGGUACCGCCGUGACGUGCUGGAGGAGAAUGUGCGCCUCACCCGUGCGCUUGAGCGAGCGGAGCAUGACCGCAUGCUCUUCAUAUCCACGCUCACGCCGCUAGCAGGGGAGUUUGGCCUCUCUGCCACCGCCUCUGCCGACUCACACCACAUGCUGCUCUCCGUCAAGUCUGUGCUGCAGCAGCUACUUACCCGAACCACUCGCAGCAACGAGGGCGGGCCAUCACCCCCUCUCCCCACGCUCUACGGCACCACAGACCCCACCCUCUCUGCUCUGCUGCUCGCCAGUGGCGCCAACCCCAGCAGCACCUCCCUCUCCGCCAACUCCCUCUCUUCCGCUGCUGCUCUCUCUGCUGCUGCCUCGCCUCUCCGAGCCUUGGCUGGGCUGGUGCCUCCUGCAUCUGCACCUGCAUCUGCACCUGCAUCUGCACCUGCAUCUGCACCUGCUGCUGCUGAUCCUCUGCUGCUGCAUCUUGCUCUUGCGCAAGCAGGCCUACCAUACGACCCUGCCUACCUCUCAGGCACGGCAGCAGCAGGAGGCAUACAUCCUUUACACUCUGCUCUGCACCCGGCCACAGCUCUCCCCCCCAUCUACGCCUCUCCCACAGCCUAUCCUACUUUGCAGCUUCCGCAGCAGCUUUUGCUGGGCUCUCAGCAGGAGAUGGGAGGGGAGGGCGCAGGACAGCAGGAGGCAGCAGGGGAGGGGCAGGCGAGGGAGGGGGAGGAGGGGCAGGGGGAGGAGGAGGGGGAGGAGCUGCUGCCGGGGAUAGAGGGACUGAGGGUGAUAGGGGAUGCUGCGAUGGGGAACAAGCUCACUGCAUGCGGUCACUCAGUCAACGGCACCAAACUCUGCGUCUUCCAGUGGGUGCGGCAAUACCAAGAUGGCACAGCCGAGUUCAUUGAAGGAGCAUCGUCGCCCGAGUAUGCGGUGUCAGCUGACGACUGCAACGCCAUCAUCGCAGUGGAGUGUGUACCGCUGGACGAGGCAGGCAGAAGGGGGGAGUUGUCUCGAGUGGUGGUCAAUGAGGGCAACUUGAUCCAACUCGAGCCCACGGUGCAGGACACACUAGCAGGAUGGCUGGCAGAGGGGUCCACCCAGUUUGAAGCCACCCUCGUGGAGAUCAGUGAGGGGGAGGAGCCACAGGAGCAGCAGCAGACACCGCAGGCAGUGACGCUGCAAGUGAGGAGGCCGGACUUCGUCCUGCGCAAGGCCAAGAAAGCGUUUAUCAAGGAGCCAUGGGGGAACCUCACUGCGGUGGAGAUCAGUGUGAUGCAUCGCAUGUCUCUCUUUUUCAUCCUCGCCGAUGGCCGGCAGCUCUUCCUUGAUUUCAGGGAUGCCAGAACGAGGGACUUGGCAACGCUCUGCAUUCGGCAGUUCAAGGCCAACGUGCAUGAGAAGGGCUCCUCGCGGAAAGGCCUAGGUUGGCUCGGGAUCAAAAAGCCAUGA
Molecule: messenger RNA, 3072 nt
Organism: Closterium sp. Yama58-4
Lineage: Eukaryota; Viridiplantae; Streptophyta; Zygnematophyceae; Desmidiales; Closteriaceae
Source: the annotation of a GenBank genome assembly